CAGCUCUUAGCUUUUUUACUCUUUACUACCAUUUACUACCGGUACCGAAGCGUCUUGUUUUAGUUUCAUACUUUUAUUUCAAUAACAUAUUAACUAAACUCAUUUAAUAAUUUAAAAUGUCGAAGGCUCACCCUCCAGAAUUAAAGAAGUUCAUGGACAAAAAGUUGUCUAUAAAGUUAAACGCAGGCCGAGCAGUGACUGGUGUCCUUCGAGGAUUCGAUCCAUUCAUGAACCUGGUUUUAGACGAGUCCGUAGAAGAAUGUAAGGAUGGACAAAGGAAUAAUAUUGGAAUGGUUGUCAUCAGAGGGAACAGCAUCAUAAUGUUAGAAUCACUAGAUAGAAUAUAGUGCUAAUAUAAUUCCAAUUAAUUAAGUUAGUAUAAGUUAUUCAACUCAUAACUAAAGUCACUGUUUAAUAGUACAUGCCCAUUGGCCUGCGCC
Molecule: messenger RNA, 440 nt
Organism: Papilio xuthus (Asian swallowtail)
Lineage: Eukaryota; Metazoa; Arthropoda; Insecta; Lepidoptera; Papilionidae
Gene: SNRPG
Product: small nuclear ribonucleoprotein G
Exons: 3
Coding region: 117-347 (76 amino acids)
Biological process (GO): spliceosomal snRNP assembly; mRNA splicing, via spliceosome
Cellular component (GO): P granule; U2 snRNP; U5 snRNP
Molecular function (GO): RNA binding
Source: RefSeq, a predicted model, not a curated record